Messenger RNA from Daldinia decipiens, 536 nucleotides. RefSeq lists its product as uncharacterized. Bases 117 to 458 code for a protein of 113 amino acids. The transcript has a single exon. NCBI's taxonomy places the organism in Eukaryota, Fungi, Ascomycota, Sordariomycetes, Xylariales, Hypoxylaceae. The record is from RefSeq and is a predicted model, not a curated record.
CGGAAAACCUCAUCCCUAUAAGCUCGUAUCUGGUGGAAUUGCGAGUUACUUUGCGUACAGCUCAGAAUACCAACUCCCCAAUCUCGACCACUUGUUCACACAAGCCUCAAUUCAAGAUGUCUCAAAGUGGAUCUUCAGCUAGGGACUCUAGCGACUCCGCAUAUCGUCGUCAGGAUAGCAUUAGUUCUUACUAUUCAGAGAAAGACAAGGUCGGUAGAGUUACUUAUUACUCGUCAUUACACGCUACCGUCUCCAAACAUAAUCCUAACACCCCGCAGGACACAUCCAGGGACAGUCAGUCCGACGAGCGUCGCAAAUUGUUAGCCAGUCAUGAGUCGAACCACAAACCGCAUCACUCGAAGCACCACGCGCCAACGGUAAAUGUCUACACCCAUUGCGGGCGACACACCGACCAGUACCUCUUUGGCGGUUGGUCGAACAUUUUCAAGAAGCAUUAGCCUACCUCUACCUCUUCCAGAUCGAGGUCGGCCCCUGAGAUAAUCUUGUCGAUAACUGCAGUUCUGUUUGAUACAGUU